Orbilia oligospora ATCC 24927 is the source of this 342-nucleotide messenger RNA. RefSeq lists its product as uncharacterized. The record is from RefSeq and is a predicted model, not a curated record. NCBI's taxonomy places the organism in Eukaryota, Fungi, Ascomycota, Orbiliomycetes, Orbiliales, Orbiliaceae. The transcript has a single exon. The coding region runs from base 1 to 342 and encodes 113 amino acids.
AUGGUCUGCGCCUCCCACCUCCUCCCGCAAAAGAUCCACCCCUGUCCACCUCCCCACGCCUCUCCACUUCUAAAAUUUAUAAUGUUAAACUAUGGCCUCGAUUACCACCGAGCCGCCAAUUUCAUCGAUAUCCAUGGUAGUAUCAACUACCACAACACAAACGGCAGUGGAAUCAAUACUAUUCCUGAAAUAGAUAUCGAUCUGGAAAGGUUAUUUAGAGAAGUGGAUAGUGUUGAGCGACGGGAUGAGUUUUAUUGGAGGUGUUUGGAUGUUCAGGCUCAAGCUGGGCUUUGGGGGAGGACGAGGGAGAGGGAACGGGGGAGGGAGUGUGUUAUUUCUUGA